GGCGCGGCCCCACCUAGUGCGCAGGCGCGGCGCAGCCCGCCUGCCUGGUUGUCAUGAGAGCGGCAGCCGCGGCCCGGCUCUGCGCUCAGGGGCAGGGGCUGCACCUCGGUUGCCAAGGCGGCUGCGGCGCGGGGCUGCUGGCCGGUCCAGGGCGGCGGAGGGCCCUGGCGGUCUUGCGGGCGCCGAGGUCCGGGCGGGCCUUCGUCCUGACAGGUACCCCGAGCUGGCCGGGAGCGCGGGCCCAGGGCGCGGGCGGGCGGGUCUGGACAGACUUAGCGGCCGUGGCGCCGGGCCCGGGGGCGCCCCCUGCGGAGAACAGCGCCCUGGCCGGGGAGGGUGGGCGCCGCCUGCGCUCUGCGACCCAGCCCCCGAGCCGCCCGCCGCUGCCUCCAGCCAGCGCUGCCCUCGGCGUCGGGCGCUGUCCGCAGGCCCUGACCUCUGCUCUGGGCGCACAGCCGACGGCGCCCGGGCUCCUGACCGACUGACCGAAGCGUGUGAGGCCUGUGGCUCUGCCGGGCGCAGGUUCAGCUCUGACCCAGCCCCCUUCCAUUUCAGUAUUUUCUCAGCUUUCGUUUUCUUCCACUGGACUGUGGCAUCCUGAGCCCAGUGCACAGGAUGCCCCACAAGAUUGGAUUCGUAGUUGUCAGCUCGUCUGGACACGAAGACGGCUUCAGUGCCCGGGAGCUAAUGAUCCACGGGCCAACCGUCAGCGGCUGGAGGUCACCAAGAUUUUGCCAAUUUCCACAAGAAAUUGUUCUUCAAACGGUGGAGAGAUGUCGUAUAAGAAAAUUACAGUUACUUGCUCACCAAUACAUGAUUUCAAGUAAAAUUGAGUUCUACAUUAGCGAAAGCCGACCUGAGUAUUUUGUACCAUAUCAGGCAGAGCGGUUUCGAAGACUUGGCUACGUGUCUCUCUGUGACAACGAAAAGACAGGCUGCAAAGCCCGGGAACUAAAAUCAGUUUAUGUGGAUGCGGUGGGACAGUUUCUGAAGCUGAUUUUACACCAAAACCAUGUCAACAAAUUCAACAUACAUAAUCAGGUUGCUCUGGUUGCAAUAAAUAUCAUUGGAGACCCUGCAGAUUUCGGUGAUGAAAGCAAUAUUACCUCUAGAGAGAAGCUGAUUGACCAUUAUGUGGGCCACAACACCGAGGACCCGGCUCUCGAAGGCCCCUGUUCUGGGAAGUAUGACUAUAUUUCUCCACUUGAUGACUUAGCCUUUGAUAUGUACCAAGAUCCAGAAGUUGCACAGAUUAUACGCAAAUUAGAUGAGAGAAAGCGUGAAGCUGUGCGGAAGGAGCAGUACGACUAUGCCAAGAACCUGAAACAGGCCAUCGCUGACUUGCAAAAGGUUGGUGAGCGCCUCGGGCGGUAUGAGGUAGAAAAGCGCUGCGCGGUGGAGAAGGAGGACUAUGACCUCGCCAAGGAGAAGAAGCAGCAGAUGGAGCGCUUCCGCGCACAAGUGUACGAGCAGCUGGCACUCCACAGCCUCGAGGACCCUGAGCUGGUGCAGAGGCGUUCAGACCUGCCCCUCCAUCUGCCCACUCACCCCAGCAGCCCUCACCACCAACGACCCGUGCCCUCUCUGCUGCAAGAGGACAGAGUGGCAGAAAGCUGGUUCGCAGAGUCCUUCCUUCCAGAGAAGCCCUCAGCGCACCCCCGAGACGCCUCUCCUCAGCGCUGCACAGCAGACCCGUCCCCACCCGCCCCAGACCUGCGUCUCCAGACCCACGUAGAUAGCUCGGUUUGCAGUCGCAUGCAGUUUACCCAGCAGCUCGAGGUCCUGCCGCACGACGAGCGGCCUCUUCCCACUGUCCGCAGGCAGCCUGCAGCAGCCCCAGAGCCCCAGAAGAGUGACGCGGACGCCAGCGAGGCUCCCAAAGGAAGCUCUGGGGGCGAGCCUGAGCCCCUAACAGAGAAGGCGCUGAGGGAGGCCAGCUCCGCCGUGGAGGUGCUCGGGGAGACCUUGGUCGCAGGGGCCUAUUCCAAGACCUGGUCGUACCGGGAAGAUGCGCUGCUCGCCUUGUGUAAGCAGUUGGUGGAGAUGCCUGUCGGGACCUCGAGGGAGGACGUAAAGAGCACCCUGAGAGCAGCCACUGUCCUCAUCAGAAGAGCCGUCAGAGACACGGUGACCCCGGUGAGGCCCCAGCGUCUGUGUGACAUGCCACUUGAGUUUUCAGUGAGCGCCCUGGAGCACAGAGUGUAUGAGGUCCGAGAGACGGCGGUCAGAAUUAUCCUGGACAUGUAUCAACAGCACGGGGCUUUGAUUCUAGAGUACCUCCCUCCAGAUGACACCACCACACGCAAGAAUGUUCUCUAUAAAACGAUUUUUGAGGGGUUUGCUAAAAUAGAUGGCAGACCUACAGAUGCCGAAAUUAAGGUAAGUGAACUCCAUGCGGUCAUGACCGAAAAAGAAAGCGAGGAGGCGAAGGCAAAGACUCGGGAAACUCAAGGAAGGAAAGCAGCCCCGCCCGCCGCUUCAGAAGCUCCUGAUGAUCACUUUCUAGACAAUUUAUGUAUUUUUUGUGGGGAAAGGAGUGAAUCCUUCACAGAGGAAGGCCUGGAUCUCCAUUACUGGAAGCAUUGCCUCAUGCUGACCCGAUGUGAUUACUGCAAGCAGGUGGUCGAGAUACCCAGCCUGACAGAGCACCUGCUGACCGAGUGCGACAGACAAGACGUGUUUGGGAAGUGCUGGCGCUGCAGUGAGGCUAUUUUGAAAGAGGAGCUGUCCAGACACAUAAAGACAAAGGGAUGUAACCCUGCCAAAUCAGAGAAGCUGGCAAACCGGUGUCCUUUGUGCCAUGAGAACUUCAGCCCUGGAGAGGAGGCAUGGAAAGCUCACUUGAUGGGCCCGGCUGGCUGCACGAUGAACCUGCGCAAGACACACGUGCUGCCCAGGGCACCGCCUCUGCCUCAAGGAAAAGGCCCAGCCAUGGCCAGAUCAGGGACCUCAGGAGCAAAGGUCGGAAGCAAGAUCCCUACCCCGAGGGGGGCCUUGAGUAAAAGCACUGGCAGGACACACACACAGCGGUGACCUGACACUCCUCCGUCCUGUCUGAACAAGGCACUAGCUGCCUCCUGGCUGCAAACCAUCUCCCCUAAAAACCAUCCUAGGCGAGGCAGGCCUGCACGGUGCCAUGGCCGCCAGCUCUUGUGGUGCUGGUCUUCUUUGUGGGCUGUGUGUGGACCCUGUGCCUGGCGAGUUAGGACCUAAUCUCCCUGUAGUUUGUGGAUGUCGGUGUCCCAUUUCUCAGGCCUGGUGUCAACAGAGGGGUGAGUGUUCUGUCUGGAGAGGAUCCCGAGUCGCUGCUCAGGAAGCCUGCAAAGUGCUGCUGCCCUGUCAGUCCAUGGGCUGGGAGCUGGCGGGCAGACAGCGCCAGCACCCAUCCCGCACUUGCCAGGGUGAUGCCCAUAAAAUCUCUGCAAGCCUUUGCACAUCGGGCUCUUACCGUGGCUAAGUCUCCGCAGGGCUUCCGCUCCAGCAGUGGUACUGAGGCUGGAGAGGGCUGGUGUCCACACGCUUCCUGUGCCUUCUCACCUCGCCUCCUGCCUGCUCCCGUCCUCCUCUAACAAGUGAAGGUCAAGAGCAGCUGCUCCUGAGCACUGGCCUCUCAGCACUCACCCUGCUAGAUGCCGUGACCAACCUCCGCCUGCAGCAGGGGCCCUGCGUGGGGCAUGGAGUGGCACUGGGUGGCUACCUGCUAGCCUUCCCUAGGCACUUCAAGCUCUUUACACCAGAGGUCCCGAAGUGCAUACAGGUGUGCAAAAUGAUGUCCCAGGGCCCCUGUGCUCACCUGAUGCCUGUCAGUCAGAGCAACCCUCCCAAAACCCAAGGCAAACCUGGUGUGGUUCCUGCCAUGGGGCCACUUCUUUGCUGAACACUCACAAAUAAGCCUUCAGCAGGACCAGCCAACUCAGAUCACCCAGUUUGGGCCUGUCACCUGACCCUCUCAAAUCCACAUAGAAAUUGGAACUGUAAGUUCACUUUUCUCCAGUACUUCAUAUGAUGCUUAAAACACCAGAACAUCACCUAAAAUGACAGACCCAAACCUCCAGAUCCAGUCUCCUAAUCAGCUCCUGACCACGCACCCUGGCACACGGAACUGGUUCCGCUUGCAUCCUGUCCAGGUAGUGUGGGGAAAAGCCAGUGUUUGUCUGAAAUCUGCUUGGAAACACCCAGUGUCUUCCUGUCCACACCUGUGCCCCCAGGGCCCUAGCCUCCCAGAGACCCAAGGAAGGGGACCUCCCCUGCCGAUGGUGACCAGGGUACCUGAGCAUUACAUGAGCAGGGUUUCAGAAUGCCAGCAAGAAAUGUGUGCAAUUGGUCAAAUUUGUACUGCACAAUUACUGUUGAAUAUUUUUAAUUCCCAACCAUGUCAAAAAAUAAUACAUUAAAAUAAUAAAGAGCUAUUUGAGCAAGGUGCUCCCUGGGUAUAUUAAUGACCAUAAUUUGCACUAAUCAGUCUCCAUUUUUGGUAAACUAAGACCUCAUAUGGUUGACUCAAAAAUACAAGUGUCAUACCAAGAAAAUUACCUUUUUAAAAAAAUACCCUAUUAAAAAAGAAAAAAGCAUGGAAGGAGAAAUAACAUAAAACUUUGCUAUGCAAAACAGUGCAGAUACUGAGAUAAUUAUAAAAUGAUCCUUCCUGGUUUCAAAAAGAUAUUGGCCAUUAUUUUCUAAUUCAUUUUUAAAGUACAGAAAACAUUUCUUUAAAUAGCAUAAUAAUGAGAAAAGUCAUUCUCUUCUCAUCAAAACUUUUAUGAAAUAUACGUGUAAUGUUUUCUAUGUUGUAACUUACAGAAGUCAUUUGUAAAAAACAUUUAAUAUUUAGUGAUUGACAAAAUUGGGUGCAAACAGGUUAGUCUUGCUGGCUACAGAAGAUGUGUUUAUGUUGAAAUGACUCCUGCGAGUGAUUAGAGGCUAUUAAAAGCUUUACAAUUACAUACUAUUAAGAAACCAAAAAUAAAGGAUAAAAAAUUUAAAGGAACAUAAGAUCCCUUGCACUCAUAAAUAAAUAUCUAAAUUUGGACCAGUGAUUAAUAAUUGAACCUUCAUUCUAAAAUGUUGCAAAUAUUUAACAAUAUUUAUUUCUAUUUUCAUAUUUUGGAAUAUUCUGUCAAUCUAAUUUAAAAGAAUUUUAUCUAUAAAUUUGGCAUCAGAACACAAAUGUAAAUACUUCUAAUGAAAAUUUGCAGAUUUUUAAUGUUUUAACAUAGUUUUCUAUUUGUCUUUAUUUCAGGUGCCAGAAUUAUAAAAUAUAUAAGUAACAUUUUUGCUGUUGCUUUAGAACUUAGGGGUUAAUUCACCCUGAGUAUAUGAAUAUAUAAUAAAAUGAUCACUAAA
Manis javanica (Malayan pangolin) is the source of this 5343-nucleotide messenger RNA. Lineage: Eukaryota; Metazoa; Chordata; Mammalia; Pholidota; Manidae. The record is from RefSeq and is a predicted model, not a curated record.